AUGAGCAGCAAGAUAUUCCGUAUCUUCAAUCCUGGAGCUAAGUGCGUCGCAGAGGCCAAGAAAGACCCCGUGGAGAAGCGGCGAGCACAACUUCGAAGUGCACAACGGUCGUACCGUGACCGCAAGGACAAGUACACCAAGUCGCUCGAACAAGAGGUCGAAAGAGCCCGAAACAGAGAGGCUGAACUUAUGAUCCGAUGCGAGCAGAUGUACGCUGCUCUCGAGUCGUUAACAGAGAUGCUUUCUCGCCAUGGUAUCGGUAUUCCUGCCGCUUUCGGGGACAACUUAACCAGCAAAAAUGACGGUGGGAUUCACAACUUAUCUCAUUCUAGAAUGGGCGAAUUCUUGGCCGGAUUGAGAGCCACCGAACUUUUGAAAACUUCGGAAAAAGAAUCAGAAGACGGUCGAACGGUUGACAAAAACCCACUCCAGGCGGAACUCAACACGACGGCUGAUAUUGUUGCCAAUGACCUCCAAACGGCAACAGACGCUCUGUCGAGUCACCAAUACACCGAAAAGCAAGGAACAGAGCUUCCGUGGUUGAAGACUAACAGAGCGGUUAAUAUGUAUGAUUUUGACGACAACCGAAUGUGCGAGGUUGACUUGAUCGCAGCAGGUAUGGAGUUUGUUCUAAGGCUUGAAAGUCCUUGCCUUGAACAUAUUCAUGGUGACCUCAAGAAGCCUGAUGACUCAACGGGUCACGUUUUGACAGUGUCGGCGAGAACUAUCUCUUUAUAUGCAGACCAAUCCCGAUCGAACGAGAAAGGUCAUGUUGGUAUUCCGUCGUACCAAGACGCACCCCGAGAUAUCUUGGAACGGAUCCUAGCUCUCUCUCCGCACGUUUGCUUCGACGGGGAGAUGACGCCAGCCCAAGCGUGGGAGUAUAUACGGAGCCAACCUCACUUUGGCGGCAUCGAGCUGCGAAGAUUAUGGGCGCUUGCUGACAGAUUGAUGGAGGGCAUUAAAUGUCAUGGUUUUGGUGCUGUGAUUGAGACUCAGGGUUUUCAGGCAUUGGUAUACGAUGCUCUGCUGCUCGGGACGCAGUUCUUAUAG
Colletotrichum abscissum is the source of this 1053-nucleotide messenger RNA. RefSeq lists its product as uncharacterized. The transcript is spliced from 5 exons. The record is from RefSeq and is a predicted model, not a curated record. Gene Ontology annotation, biological process: regulation of DNA-templated transcription. Gene Ontology annotation, molecular function: DNA-binding transcription activator activity, RNA polymerase II-specific; transcription cis-regulatory region binding. The coding region runs from base 1 to 1053 and encodes 350 amino acids. Gene Ontology annotation, cellular component: RNA polymerase II transcription regulator complex. NCBI's taxonomy places the organism in Eukaryota, Fungi, Ascomycota, Sordariomycetes, Glomerellales, Glomerellaceae.